CCGCGCGGCGGCGGCCGCGUCGGCGGCGGCCUUGCUGGCGGCGGCGGCGCGGUUGACCUCGCCGCGGAGCGCGGCAAGGCCGCCGUCGGCGCCCCUCCAGGCCUGCAUAAGGCCGCGCCCGCCGGGCGCGCCGCUGCCGCCCGGGGCGUCGCCGGCGCCGGGCGUUCCGGCGCCGGCGGGGUCCAUCAGGGGCGUGGGAUCACACCGUUUGUGCUAUUGCGCCAGUUAGGGCGCUGA
Messenger RNA from Monoraphidium neglectum, 237 nucleotides. RefSeq lists its product as hypothetical. The record is from RefSeq and is a predicted model, not a curated record. The transcript has a single exon. Lineage: Eukaryota; Viridiplantae; Chlorophyta; Chlorophyceae; Sphaeropleales; Selenastraceae. The annotation marks the transcript as partial.